GAGGCUCGGCGCUCGGCUGGCUGCCCCUUGCCGCCGGCGCCGGGCGGGGUGUCUUUUCUCUCACUCCAAGAUGGCGGCUGCGGGUUGCGGCGGCGAGGCGGGAAGCGGCAGCGCGGAGUGAGGUGGCGGUGCCUCUGCACCCCGGCGCUGCGGCCGCCGCUCGGCGCCGGCGGGCUGGCAGCUCCCGCCUGCGCUCGGCGCCACCGCCGCGGGGGCACGCUCGGCCUGCUCCAGGGGCAGACCUGCGGGCUGGAGUGAGGCCGGAGCCCGCUCGGACCUUUUCCUGUAGACGGGAACGGGGGAAGGAGCCCAGACGUGGCAACACAUUCUCAGGCUCCUGCAGGACCACCAUGGCUUAUGAUGACUCCAGGAAGAAAGAAGAGUUCCUAGAGGGUGACCGAAGUGUUGAUGACGUGGGGCUGGCAGCUGGCAGGACACAGCGAGAGAAAAAACACUCUUACGAGGAUCUACUGCAAGAGGAGGAGGAGAUAGCAGCUCAGGACAGCAAGCUUGUCUUUCUGGGGACAGAACCUCACAAAAAGAAGCGAAAGCACUCCUCCGAUGAGUUCAGCUACAGAGAUCUUUCGCCUUUGGAUCUACCAUCAAAGAAGAAGAAAAAAGCAGUUUCCAGUCCACCCUCUGCUGAUACAACCAUGGAUCUACUCAAAGCUAUCACCUCACCUUUGGCCACUAGCUCAAAGUCUUCGAAGAAAACCUCUGAAAAAUCAUCAUCUCAUUCUUCCUCUGGGCAUUCUGAAAGCAAAAAGGAGCACCACAAGAAGAAGUUGAGCGGAAGCAGUGGGGAGCACUCACUUGACGAUGGCAGCUACCACAAAUCUAAAAAAAUGAAACCUCUCUAUGUGAACACAGAGACACUUACUCUCCGUGAACCUGAUGGCUUAAAGAUGAAGCUCAUCCUUUCACCUAAGGAGAAGGGAAGCAGUGCAGCAGACGAUGAGUCUUUCCCCUACUCUUCACCACCAGCAACUGCAAAGAAAUCUUCAAAGAAAUCAGCUCGAGAUGACCAAGGCUCAUUCCUUCUGGGUCAUGAACUGCAGAGCUUCCUGAAGUCAGCCCGGAAGAAGCACAAGCCACCUCCAGACCCACAUCCGCCUUCCGAGGGGAUUGGUGCUGACACCUCCCUUUUCUCAGAGGGCCAUGGGAGUGAAUACGAUGUUUCAGGUUUGGAAGCACCGCCAGAUUCUGGUUCAUCUUCUGGUGGGGAGUUGGAGGCUGGAGAGCUAGUGAUAGAUGAUUCCUACCGGGAAAUCAAGAAGAAGAAGAAGUCAAAAAAAAGUAAGAAAAAAAAAGACAAGGAGAAACAUAGAGAAAAGAAGCACUCUAAAUCUAAAAGGAGUUCUGGACACCCUGUGGCAGUAGCAGAAGCAACAGUGUCACCACCACCUCCUGCCAGUACUCCCUAUGUUCUUCCUCCACCUCCUCCUGUUUUUCACUCAGAUGGACAGGGUGAGAAGAAGAGGAGAAAGGAAGAGAAGGAGAAAGAAAAAGCUGAGAAAUGGGAGAAAGAGAAGGAAAAGGAGAAGGAAAAGGAGAAAGAGAAGGAAAAGGAGAAGGAAAAGGAGAAAGAGAAGGAAAAGGAGAAGGAGAAAGAGAAGGAAAAAGAAAAGGAAAAAGAAAAGGAGAAGGAGAAAGAGAAGGAGAAAGAAAAGGAGAAGGAAAAGGAGAAGGAAAGGGAAAGAGAAAAAGAAAAACCAAAGAAGAAGAACAUGUCUGCCUAUCAAGUAUUCUGUAAGGAGUAUCGUACAACUAUUGUGUCUGAACACCCUGGGAUAGAUUUUGGAGAGCUGAGCAAAAAACUGGCAGAAGUAUGGAAGCAGCUACCUGAGAAGGAUAAACUGGUCUGGAAACAGAAAGCUCAGUAUCUGCAGCACAAACAGAAUAAAGCAGAGGCCACCACUGUGAAGAGGAAGGCAUCAUCUUCAGAUGGUGCACCAAAAGUGAAAGCUUCUCCAACAGGCGUGCUUUCUCCUCAUAAGAAAUCCCCCUCUAGCACUGUGGUGGUCCCUGCCUCACCAGCCAAAGUCCCUGAGACAGAUCCUAUUGAUGUAGCUGCACACUUACAGUUGCUAGGUGAAUCUCUGAGCCUCAUUGGUCACAGACUGCAGGAAACAGAGGGAAUGGUGGCUGUUUCAGGAAGUUUAUCAGUACUUCUAGAUUCUAUCAUCUGUGCUUUGGGCCCAUUAGCAUGUCUGACAACGCAACUACCUGAGUUGAAUGGCUGCCCUAAGCAAGUUUUGUCAAACACACUAGACAACAUUGCCUACAUCAUGCCUGGACUUUGACAGGAAGAGAUCCUGGGAUGUGCUCAACCUCUGCAUAACUGACUUGUGUGCAUAUGCACUAUGCCGGCACUCUCUAAGGUCUCCAUGUGUAGGGUUUUAACAUUUUAUAUCUGUAUAGUAUAUACAUAGGAUUGUAAUUAUUUGACUUCUAUUAAUUUUAUGAAAAGUUGUGCAGUUAAGCUGAAAGAACCCUUAUCUGUUGGUGAAUGAAGUGUACUCCAGUCUGAAAGCAUUUUUAUGAAGAAUUCAGAAAGCUUUUGAGAUAUUAGCCUUAAAUUCAGAUCUGUUAGUGGGGGAAGCAGCCGGAGGAUCAAUUUCUAGAUAUAUAUAUUAAAAAAAAAGUUACCAUAAAAGUGGUCAAUGGAAUGGAUUGCCCAGAGAGGGUGUGGAUUCUCCACCCUUGAUAUUCAAAAAUUGACUGAGCAACCUGCUGUAGUUGGACUUUAUUUAAGCAGAGGUGGACAAGACGACCUCCUGAUAUACCUUGCAACUUAAGAUUGGAAGGUUAAUUAUUCCAUGUGCAGUUAGAGAUGCUAAUUUAUUUUGGACCAAGGAGUAGAACUGAACUCUUCACCAGCCCUGUUUCUAACUGUUUUUCAGUUUAAAAUCUACUGCUUGAGGGAAAAGCUGGAUAGCUGAUAAAAGAUACAGAGGUCUUCACCUCUCGGUCACAACUUCCAAGCUUCCCUCUUCAGUGACUGAUGACUGAAAGUUGUCAGCGUCAGCUGGCUGGUCUGGUAGCUUACAUUUGGUUUAAAGUUGAAGAUGGCAACAAAUUUGUUCUUUUCUUGUGGACUUGCAUCCAAAUUGCCAUUAGCACGAGAUAUCAAGAGACUGCAUUGGCUUGUGAGAAUGAACCUCCUGCUGAUUUUUCCAGGGCAUGGUCAGCCCACUUUGAUGGAGAGGAGAGUGGUAGCAGAUGGGAGAAACCUGGAUUGCCUCUGCUCAUCUUGCACAUGUUUUGUGAACAGAGGACUUGAGCUUUUGAGAUUGCUGAUCCCAUGCCUUUCACCAGCAGUAUUGAAAGAGCCAUGGUGCUGCUGUGAGGCAGUGACUAAUGACCAGUUUGAAGCAGUAAUGACUGAACAAGGUACAUGUCAGUUGAUUGGACUGAUUCCCCUUCCUUCCAGCCACAUACUUGGUAUUUUGGUUUUCUGCUCCUCUAGAAGAGAUGCAGGAGAGCACUUGAUUCUCAUAUAGGCUUUUGUGUGUCUGUGUGUAUGUGGUGUUCAUAUCAUGUGUAUUUAACUUUUACCAAUAUCUGUAACAGAUUUUAAUUUAUCCUGUAUAUUUCUCUGUGUGUGUGUGUGUGUGUGUGUGUAUAUAUAUAUAUAUAUAUAUAAUUUAAAAGCAAAAAUCCCUCCCUCCACCAACAAUGUGUGGAAAAUAUGAAUCAGGUGUGCCUCAGCCACUUCCUGCAGGCAUCAGCUCUAUGCGCAGUAGCCGACAUUGGCUCUGUAUGGGGAAACAAGAACAAGAUUUUAAGUGUUUGUAAAAAACAGACUAUCUUAUGAAGCUGGGUAGAAGCUGGAGCAUAAGGCUUUUUAAUUUGACCCCAGCAUCUCCAGCCCUUAUAGCACAAAAGUUUUAAAAUGAUAGAGGAGCACUUUUGGACUACUUCCAAUUUGAAGUGUACUUUCUCUUUUUCAGGGCAGUUGAAAGCUGUCCCUCAUUAUGGCUGAGUCCCAAAUCAUAUUUAAAUUAAAUCCUCAGGUGUGCAGGAGGGUUUUUCUCCUCAUUCGUCUUUACCAUGUAUUCCCCAACUGUGCCAGUGCACGGCAGUCUGUUACAGAGCUUUUCUCAGUUCAAUGUUAUGUUUUCUCAGUAAGUUAGUGGAUGAAGCAGAAGAUUCUUAUAUAAGUUCUUAUCAUGUAAGUUCUUAUCUGAAGCCUCAGACCAGAGAAUACAUAUGUUGACAAUAUAUGACUAAUCCCAGAGAUCUUGAAAUUGGGAAGAGGCCUGAGAGGGACGCAGACUAAUUCAGUUUGUGAUUCUGGACCCUUACUAAAGCAUCUGCUGUUGGGACUGGCACAAAAUAACUGGCUCUUUCCAGCCCUUUACAACGGACAGCAUUGUGGUAAAGGGGUAGAUCUCUAAGGAACAGAAGGGCAUCAGCUCUAACUUUGUCAUCUGUACAAUGGAAAACUCUUGAAGAGUUUAAAAACACACACAACCCUAGUGUAUUGUAUUUUUAUUUAAAAUUUGUACACUUUGUAUAAUCUGUAUCUUGUGGUAUUUGGUACUAGAGGGAAAACUUUGGUGAGACUUAGCAGUUUUUAUAUUUUUGUUAUUUCCUUGCUGUUUGAUCCAGAUUACAUUACAAUUAUAUAAAGAAACUUUUUUGUACUGUACUUACAAUAUAAUUUUUUUAACAUUU
Dromaius novaehollandiae (emu) is the source of this 4680-nucleotide messenger RNA. RefSeq names its product HMG-box containing 4 (gene HMGXB4). Bases 351 to 2303 code for a protein of 650 amino acids. The record is from RefSeq and is a predicted model, not a curated record. The transcript is spliced from 11 exons. Lineage: Eukaryota; Metazoa; Chordata; Aves; Casuariiformes; Dromaiidae.